Molecule: messenger RNA, 1374 nt
Organism: Suhomyces tanzawaensis NRRL Y-17324
Lineage: Eukaryota; Fungi; Ascomycota; Pichiomycetes; Serinales; Debaryomycetaceae
Exons: 1
Biological process (GO): cell adhesion
Cellular component (GO): fungal-type cell wall
Source: RefSeq, a predicted model, not a curated record
GUAGCAUCUGGGAAAGAAAUCUCUGGUGUGUUCACCAGUCUUGACUCUAUUGUUUUCAAAUGUCAGAAUAAUGCUUUAAAUCCCAUACCUGCAACACCCAGUUGGAUUGCUACGCUUGUCUGGGGAAUGGAUUCCACUUUGGUUUCACCCGAUGAUACAUUCACUCUUACUAUGCCUUGUGUUUUCUCAAUUCCACUGGGAAGCAAUACAUUGGACUUGCAAGCUGAAGGGAAAACAUAUGCCACUUGUUUAGUGACAGCUGGCGGAGUUUCGCUUCCAUAUUCCACAAUACAGUGCACUGUCACCAAUGAUAUACUUUUGGGAGACGUGGUCGAGGGUACUGUGUUCUUUCCUGUUACUUUCAAUGGUGGUGGAUCGUCUUCUCCAGCAGAUCUAGAGUGUGCAGUUAAAAUCACAUCAGGAAGAAACAAUAUUGCGUUCUUAGAUGGCAGUAGUCUGCUUAGUACAGUUGUGGAUUUUAAUGAAGGUUCCGAGAAUGGUAAAGACUUACUCCUCUUGAAUAACUACAUCAAAAGUCUACCAGCAAGCAAUAAUCUUCAAGCAUUGGUGAUGGGGAGCGGUAAUUGCCAAGGUCAAACUUCUGUCAGCUUGGUGGCUAUGACAGUAAGUGUGGGAGGUAUAAACGCUGCAAUUGAUUGUGAUUCACUCGAGCCUCAUGUUACCAAUGGAAUAAACGAUUGGAGUUUUCCUGAGUCCAGUGAACCAGGUGAUUUCGAUUUCUAUACGGAAUGCUCGCCUGGAAGAGUAUUGUUUCUCGUUAACGACCUAGCACCUGGACUUCGUCCAUACAUGAAUUUCGCCUUUAGCGAUCCUACAAGUGAUGCUAUCCAGGUUCAAGUCAGCGUUUCAAAUGCAUGCGAUGAUGGAACAGAAUACACGGAUGCUUAUCUGACUAUAUACAACCGUUUAGUUAACGAGGAAGCAGGAUCUAGUGGGCGUAUCAUACCAAGGCCGAUAACCACUGUUACCACUCCAUGUACCGGAACAAUCACCAUUACCUCCACAGCGUUUGGAAACGAUGGCACCAAUACCGAGAUAAUUGAAGUUCCGAUUACUACCACUACCAUCACUACCGCAUGGUCUGGGUCAUUCACCACCUCCACGACUGCAAUUGGCGAAGGUACCAACACAGUAAUUAUCGAGAUCCUCAUUCCUACCGUCACAAUAACAACAGGCUGGACUGGAAGUGAUACCACGACCACCACUGCUACUGGAGAUGAUGGAACCAAUACUCUAAUUAUUGAAACCCCAGUCCCGACAGUUACAAUUACUACCCCGUGGACUGGAGCUGACACUACUUCUGUUACUAUCACUGGUACUGAUGGAACUAACACAUUGGCCAUUGAGACCCCA